Messenger RNA from Uncinocarpus reesii 1704, 1818 nucleotides. RefSeq lists its product as uncharacterized. NCBI's taxonomy places the organism in Eukaryota, Fungi, Ascomycota, Eurotiomycetes, Onygenales, Onygenaceae. The record is from RefSeq and is a predicted model, not a curated record. The coding region runs from base 1 to 1818 and encodes 605 amino acids. The transcript has 3 exons. Gene Ontology annotation, molecular function: oxidoreductase activity, acting on paired donors, with incorporation or reduction of molecular oxygen; monooxygenase activity; heme binding.
AUGCUCACAGCAUACUCUUUAUUUUCUACUGGGUUACUAGCAGUUGCCAUUAUUACUAUCCUCCUUCUCUUUGUUGCUGCAUAUUUGUUCAGUCCUCCCGGCAGUUUCCCAAGGAAUAUACCCACUAUCCCUUUUUACUAUGCGCUUCUUCCUCUCGUCAAGGACAACGACCAGGAGGUUCUUUACCGCAGAUACUUGGAGCCUCUUUUUGAGAAACAUGGAGCGGCAAAAAUAUUCUUCGGUGGUCGAUGGAAUAUCCUGGUCCAGCGCCCGUCCUAUAUUGCUGAGGUUUUCAAGUUUGAAGAUAUCUAUGCCAAAAGCGGAAACCAUGUGAAGAUACCCCAUAGCGUGUUGGCGGAAUACACCGGAGACAACAUCAUCAGCGCCCAUGGUGAGAACUGGAAGCUAUACCGGUCGGUUCUUCAGCCACCACUUCAACAGGAUCAGGAUCCGGAACCUAUUUGGCGCAACGCUCGUCUCCUCAUUGACCUCCUGUUCGAGGAGCAAAAGUCGUCCGCGGGGGGUUCCGUUUUGCUGCCGCAACUCCUUCAACGGUAUACUUUGGCCAACCUCGCGGAAGGACUUCUCGGGACCAGUUUCGAGACUUUACAACGAAAGGACGCGGCUCUUCACGAAUUUCAGAUGCAAAUCAAGCCUUUGAUUUUCAGCCCCGUCUUCAUGAACUUUCCCUUUCUAGACCAUUUAAAUCUCCCCAGCCGGAAAAAAGCACGUCAACUUGCGAGACAGUUCGCCAGCAAACUCUGUGCAGUGGUGCAACAAGGCCACCAACAUGCGCACAAUGACAAGUCGACCUCAAAUGUCGGCUGCAGUGUAAUCGGGGCAUUUGAAGAAGGGAUUCUGACGGAAAAGCAAUUCAGAAACAACAUGGUCAGCGUUUUCCUAGCAGGCCAUGAAAACCCCCAGCUCCUGCUUGUUUCGAUGAUAUUCCUGCUUGGCGAGCACCAGGCGGUCCAGGAAAAGGUCCGCAGGGAGCUAUUUUCGCUUGGAGACGAUGAACUGGCAUAUCCCGUCCUCCAAUCGGCUCCAUACUUGACGUCUGUGAUAUACGAGACUUUACGGAUGUAUCCGCCAAUUUCGCAACUCAUCAAUCGAUGCACGACCAGGCCCGUGCUUUUAGGAGGAAAAAUCCCUCUGCCAGCCGGCACGUACGUGGGCUACAAUGCCUACGCAACCAACAGGGAUCAAGAGUUCUGGGGAGCAGAUGCCGAUGAGUUUAAACCUGAGCGCUGGGGUCAAACAGCCGAAGAUAUCAACACCAUGUUUAGGAAAGCGAACGCCAAGGGGGCAUUCAUCUCGUUCCACGGAGGGAGGCGAGUAUGCCUUGGACAGAAAUUCGCGAUGUUCGAAGCAAGGAUCACGAUGGCGGCGGUGUUACGGUCUGUGGAGUGGAAGAUUGAUCCUGCAUGGCCUCGAAUGAUGACGCCGGUGAGUAACAAAAUCCAAAGUCAUGAUGCAACAGAUAUUAAUAGCGUGGGGAUCGACAGGCUGGGCCACUGUAUCCGAGAAAUCUGCGAGUCCGAUUCCAGCGGAUCAGCAAGGAAUAUUCCUAACGGCACAAUGCUUAUAUAUCCCAACAGCACUGGGACAGACAGACAAUACCACGCCCGUAGCGAACGAGCAAUCCCGAAAUCAAAUCGGCCUGCUCCUGCUGGUAGAGAGGAAGCCCUGAAUCUAGAGAAUGCCCCUUGUUUAGAUAGUUCAGCCAUGUUUAUAGACCAUUCAAGCGCUCUCGCAACCUGCGCCUCGAAAUGCUGUGUUCCCGUCAGCCUUAACACAGCUGCUCAGCCGUUGCCGUAG